GAUAAUUAACAGACUUCAUGAUUUGGUCGACAAAAUUAUGUGAUGAUUAAUAUCACAUUUUUACCACAAUAUAACAUAGUUUAGGUGUGAUAGUUCUUUGAAAGAAUCUAAAUUUCAUGGUUGAUUAGGUUUAUAUUGAUUCUUGAUUGUUUCUGAUAAGAAAAGGUAUUACAUAAUUAUUGUACUUCUUUAUUCUUUGGACAUCAUUACUCUGUUCAUGACUUAUGGAAUGGGCUGCUUUUGUUGUGUAUUGUGUGUUGCAAACUUAAAUGCUUUUUGUUGUUGUGGUAGAUACACAAACUAAGCUUUGUGGCUAGAGAGAGUAGGAAUAAUUAUAUGAAAUUUGUUGUUAUUUUACAUGAGUAAUUUUAUAUCUCAUUGUUUUCUAGUACUAUACUAGAAUUGAAAUGUAUGGAUUUGUUAGACACUUGUAAAUGUGGUUGUUGCAUGUGUUUCCUGGUUGGUUGAUAUGGAUUCCACAGCACAGACAUACCAAUUACCAACAUCGCCCACUUUCAAUCAAGUUAUGGCCCCCUAGCCAGGGUACUAGGCUAAUGCUUGCUGAACGAAUGACCAAGAACCUUACAACUCCAUCCAUUUUCUCAAGAAAGUAUGGGCUGCUUAGCAAAGAAGAGGCUGAGGAGGAUGCUAAGCAAAUUGAAGAAAUUGCUUUUACAACUACAACCCAGCACUUUGAGAAGGAGCCUGAUGGUGAUGGGAGUUCUGCAGUGCAAAUUUAUGCCAAGGAAUCGAAGCCUUCGUUGACACAGGAAGCUGCAGAACUGUUGGAGCCAUUGAGGGCACCAAGCUCUUAUACUAAGAUAUGUUUCAGUAACAGAAGUUUUGGCUUGGAAGCUGCUCAAGUUGCUGAAUCCAUCCUACUGUCAAUUAAGGAUCAAUUGAAGGAAGUAGACUGGUCGGAUUUUGUUGGUGGCAGGCCGGAAGCAGAAGCUCUUGAAGUGAUGACUAUAUUCUCUUGUGCACUGGAAGGUUGUGUUUUAAGGUAUCUUAACCUGUCAAAUAAUGCCACAGGUGAAAAGGGAGUUAGAGCAUUUCAGUCCCUCCUAAAACCACAAAAUAACUUGGAGUAGCUUUAUUUAAUGAAUGAUGGUAUAUCAGAGGAAACUGCAAAACUAGUAUCUGAAUUGAUUCCUUCAACCGAGAAGCUCAGGGUUCUUCAUUUUCAUAAUAACAUGACUGGAGAUGAAGGGGCAAUUGCUAUUUCUGAAAUUGUGAAACAGUCUGCAGCUGUUCAUCUACCAGGGUAGGUUCUGAUGGUGGAGUUGUCCUGGCUGAAGCACUUGGAACUUGUAAACACUUGAAGAAGCUUGACUUGCAUGACAACAUGUUUGGUGUGGAUGAUGGUGCAGAAUCCCUGCAAAUGCUCUCAAGGAAUCUGCACCAUCACUGGAAGUUCUGGAUAUGGCUGGAAAUGACAUUACUGCAAAUGUUGCUUCAUCUUUAGUGGCAUGUAUAUCAUCAAAACAGUUCCUUGCCAAGUUGAAUAUGUCUGAGAAUGAACUGAAGGAUGAAGGUGCAAUUUUGUUGGUGGUUUUGUUGAAUAAUCUACUAGAAUCUGGAAUACCUAAUAUCUACUCUUUUAUUAUCUAUUUUUAUUUUAUCUUUGCCUUAGUUUUACAUAAUGAUGGAUUUAAACUUUUAUGGCCAUGUAGUAGAAUAGAAAUGAUUUCUCAAAGUAUGAUAGAUCUUUAUUGGUAACAAAUAUGUUUGAGAUUUGAGAUAUUUUUUGGUGUUAUCUAUUUUCAUAGUAAAGAACUUGAUCUCUGUUGGAGGUGUAGAUCAUAUUCAUAGAUUCUUUUUCUGAACAGGUAGAGAAGUAACUUUCUUCUGUAAUACACUUUGUCAAAUUAAUGUUUAUACAUAAUUUUUUUAAU
Arachis ipaensis is the source of this 1895-nucleotide messenger RNA. RefSeq names its product RAN GTPase-activating protein 1-like. Gene Ontology annotation, molecular function: GTPase activator activity. The record is from RefSeq and is a predicted model, not a curated record. NCBI's taxonomy places the organism in Eukaryota, Viridiplantae, Streptophyta, Magnoliopsida, Fabales, Fabaceae.